Molecule: messenger RNA, 1461 nt
Organism: Medicago truncatula (barrel medic)
Lineage: Eukaryota; Viridiplantae; Streptophyta; Magnoliopsida; Fabales; Fabaceae
Product: plant UBX domain-containing protein 7
Exons: 8
Coding region: 275-1198 (307 amino acids)
Biological process (GO): proteasome-mediated ubiquitin-dependent protein catabolic process
Cellular component (GO): nucleus
Molecular function (GO): ubiquitin binding
Source: RefSeq, a predicted model, not a curated record
UGUCCCUUUCAUUGCCUUUUUCAGCUUGUUCAUCUCUUUCUUUUCUCCAAUGCUACUACACGUUUCACCAAAUGUGGAAACAAUGAAGUUCAACGACGUUUCUUGAUUUUCUUAGUUUUACACCUACACUUUUCAGCUUCUAUACAUCCACCAAAUUUGCAAGUUAUCAAAAAUCAAAUAUUUUUCUUUCCUUUUUCAUACUUGUUCUCCAAGAUUUCUUCAGAAAACAAGCAUAAAACCCUAAUUCCGAAAUCAAUCGAAUAUAUUGAUUUGAAUGGAGUUUUCUGAUAAAGAAGAAACCUUGAUAUCAAUCUUCCUCAAUACCGCUAGACCCCAAAACGAUGACACUGCUAUACACUUCCUUCAGGCUUCAAAUUGGGAUCUUGAGGAAGCUCUUCACUGCUACCUCUCUGGAGAUUAUGAUGAUCAAGCAAUCCUCCUUUCAGAUCGAGGAUCAAGGCUUGGACAUAUCUCACCAGAAAAACGAAACUCCUUACCUUAUAUUGUACAGGAACCAACGAGGGUUUGGGAAACAGAGCUAGGUGCCACCACCUCUACAGCAGAGAGUUCUCGGCAGGACAAUCUUGCUUCUCUCUAUCGCCCCCCUUUUCAUCUAUUGUUCGAUGGCUCUUUCUAUAAGGCAAAAAGUGCUGCUUCUAUGCAGGACAAGUGGUUGUUGGUGAACAUACAAUCUACCAGGGAAUUCAGCUCACACAUGCUUAAUCGGGAUACAUGGGCAAAUGAUGCUGUUUCUCAGAUCAUUAGUACAAACUUCAUAUUCUGGCAGGUAUUUGAUGAUACAUAUGAAGGCCACGAUGUCUGUGCUGAUUACAGACUGGAUUCAAUUCCUGCUGUGCUUGUUAUUGAUCCCAUCACUGGCAAAAAGAUGUGCUCCUGGGACGGAAUGGUUGAACCUCAAAGUUUAUUAGAAGGUCUGCUAACAUUCCUUGAUGCUGGUCCUACGGAUCACCACAAUACCUUGUCUCACAAGCUUCCUAGAAGAAAUUCCAGUCCAUCAAAAUCGACAGAUUCAGAUGCGAGUGAAGUGGGAGAUGAGGAAGUUCAAAGAGCGCUGGAAGCUUCAUUUAAAAGCGUGAAAGAAUCAAGUGAAAUUGCUGGAGGAGAUAAUAAAUAUGAAAAUGUUGCUAGCAACUUGCAAGAAACAACAGUAAUGGAGUUUGAGAAACUCGUGAUAUGAUGAAAGAGAAUAGAAAGAAAAUGAAUGAUGUAGGAAGGAUAAGUUUACAGGCAUAAUACUGAGUAAGGAAAUAUUAAACUGUUUUUUUUUUUUUUUUUGGAUAUUGCAAGGAUAAGCUUAUAAGCUAGCUGCAUCUUUACAUUACCUUAAAUAAAAGAGAAUCACAUUUGAUAGGUAUAUAUGCCAAAAUAUUAGUACAAAAUGUAUCUGGUAGAAAUUAAGGAAAGUGAUAAUAGAUGAGAUGGAAAAAUAUGAGCCUUUAA